Frieseomelitta varia is the source of this 6655-nucleotide messenger RNA. RefSeq lists its product as uncharacterized. The annotation marks the transcript as partial. The record is from RefSeq and is a predicted model, not a curated record. Lineage: Eukaryota; Metazoa; Arthropoda; Insecta; Hymenoptera; Apidae. Gene Ontology annotation, molecular function: metalloendopeptidase activity. The transcript has 12 exons. Gene Ontology annotation, biological process: membrane protein ectodomain proteolysis.
UCUAACGAAUCAAUCGUUUCUGUUGCAGGACCGUCGCCAGAUUUCAGCAGGCACACGUUGGUUAGACCGCGUGUUUAUCACGGCAGGACCAGGCGGCAGAUCUCCUCGACCAAAGAGAAUGACGUCGAACACGCUGACGUACUGACAGUGGGAUUCGAGCUAGACGGCGUGAAGCGUGUCCUGGACCUGAGAUUGAACGCUGAUCUAAUUCCAGUCGGGUAUCAGCAGCGUCAUCAGCACCAAGGCACGUACAAGGUCCACACACCCGCGAAAGUCGAACUUUGCCACUAUCAGGGCAGCGUUCGCGAUGUUCCUGGAUCUUGGGUGGCGUUGUCCACGUGCAGGGGGCUACGCGGCGUCGUCUUCGACGGCGAGAACCUUCACCACAUCCACCCGGACGAAGGGCAGUCCUUGGACUCGGAGCAUUACGUCUACAAGCACAGUGAUCUUGUUGCCAAUCACACUUGCGGUUACGAUGGAACGCCGCACCAUGUUCUCGGCCACGAACACCGCGGCAUCGUCAACAGAGCCACGAGGCACAAAAGAGCGGCUGAAGCGAUUCGAGGGCCCUACAACGCGAACAGGCAUUCCCGAUACGUGGAGUUGGUCCUCGUGAUCGAUAAGAACGAAUACAUCGCUCUCGACGAGAACAUGGACAAGGUGUAUCAACACUGCAAGGAUAUCGCUAACAUUAUUAAUGCAUUGUACAUGCCACUGAACAUAUUCAUCGCGUUAGUCGGGGUGCAAGUUUGGUCUGACGUGGAUGAAAUAACGCUGUCUUCAAAUGGGGACACCACCCUCUCGAAUUUCCUUCGGUACAGGAGGGAGAAGCUAGUCCAGGACAUGCCGAACGAUAACGCCCAGCUGUUGACCCGAAUCACAUUCGAGGGAGGCGUGGUUGGUAAAGCACUUAAGGGACCAAUAUGUACGUAUGAAUUCUCCGGUGGUGUCUCAAUGGAUCACUCGAAUGUCGUAGGAUUAGUAGCAGCCACUGUGGCUCAUGAAAUGGGUCACAAUUUCGGCAUGGAGCACGACUCGGCUGAUUGCGAGUGCCCGGAGGAAAAAUGUAUCAUGGCAUCGUCGAGCGGUUCGCUGGGACCGACUCACUGGUCCACUUGCUCCCUGGAGCAUCUGGCACUGGCGUUCGAGCACGGCAUGGAUUACUGUUUGAGAAACAAACCGCAGAAGCUGUUCGACAGCCCGAUCUGCGGUAACGGGUUCGUGGAACCCGGCGAGCAGUGCGACUGCGGCCUGAAGGAGAACUGCGACAAUCCCUGCUGCAACGUGACCACCUGCAUGCUGCAUAGCAACGCGAGCUGCGCCACCGGCGAGUGUUGCGAUCUGAAAACCUGCCGGCCGAAAACAGCGGGCACCGAGUGCAGAUCCGCCGAGCACGAGUGCGACCUGCCGGAGUACUGCACCGGCCAGAGCGAGUAUUGCCCGGUCGACGUGUUCAAGAUGGACGGUGAAUCGUGCAGCAUGGGGAAAGCGUUUUGCUACCAGGGCUCGUGCAGGACACACAACGACCAAUGCAAACUGUUGUGGGGUCCCACCGGCAUCUCCUCCGACGCCCAAUGCUACGAGAUGAACAACAAAGGCUCGAAGCACGGCAAUUGCGGUUACAAUCGAGUCGAGUCCAGCUACGUCAAGUGUACCGACGAAAAUCUUUUGUGCGGAAUGCUUCACUGCAAGCACCUGAACGAAAGACUCGAAUUCGGUAUGGAGUCCGUGGCGAUUCUCAGUCAUUCGUUUAUCAACAACGGAGGCAAGAUCAUAGCCUGUCGCUCGGCUAUCGUGGACCUCGGAUUGAACCAGGUAGAUCCUGGUCUCGCGCCGGACGGUGCCAAGUGCGCACCUGGAAAGAUGUGCGUGAAUCAAAAGUGUAUGCCGGUGGCCGAUUUGCGUGCUUCCGUAUCCGGAGGGAAAGCGUGUCCCAAUAAUUGCGGAGGCAACGGAGUGUGCAACAGUCUCGGCCAUUGUCAUUGCAAUCGCGGCUUCCGGCCACCUGAUUGCACCCAACCUGGCGUGGGUGGCUCCGAGGACAGCGGGCCCGCGGAGGAUCCAAACGCGAGAAACGACUUCAUAAUGGCCCUGUACAUUAUCUUUUUGGGGAUCGUGCCGAUGAUCGCGCUGUCCUCGUUCGGCGUCUGGUACUUGAGAAAUCCUGGCCAACACUGGAAGAAGAACAUGAUGUCAACGACCGAUUGCGGCCACAACGGACUGUCCAUCAAAACGAUCGAUCGUUCCAGUCCCUUGCCUCGUAACAUCGAAACGAUCGAUUCUAGUCUGAGUCAGGAUCCAGCGUGCGCGAGUCUGUUGCCGAAAGCGGACACCGACGAGCGUUACAACAAUAAUUUGUUCGGCCACUUCAAAGGUUUCACGAUAACACCGAUCAAAAGCCGGCCGAAGAGCCCCGAGCCGAGCAAGCCGGCGCCUCCUCCGCCCACCAUCCCGACAGUAGCUAUUAAGACUAACAUCAAGACGCUACCGAAGAGUAAUCCAGCGCGUAGCUCGUUGCUCAACUCCACGACCAGUUUCAACGAGGUGUCGUCGUCGAUUGCGCCGACUCUGCCUCCGUUGAACCCAGGGUGUACAGCUCGUCCUCUGAUCAGCAGCCCGGUACUGGCUGCGACCACGUGCACCUCCGUGGAACUGGUGGCUCCAAAAAUCGUUGGCAAGCCUGUCGUAGACGGUCCAACGAGACCAGCACCGGCACCGCCCGUCUCUGUCGACCAUCAGAAGCCUCAGAGACCAAGCAGCACGCCUCUGGCCAAUCUGCUGAUACCGGAGACCGAAAAGAAGCCGGAGAAGGGCAGCACUUUGAACAGAAUCGCCUCGAUGCUCCGGCCGAAUUCCGGGAUCUUGAAGGCGAGCGUGCAAAUAUCUCAGAGGGAACACGAGAAGAACACGAACUCGCUGCCCAGGGUCCACCAUCACAAGGCGAACAAAGUGAUUGACAAGGAGAUCUUGAGGAACCUGGAAAUUUCGAAUCCCAUUCCUCAGAAGGAGAUUGAAAUCCUCACGCCGGUUAUCCCGGUGAUGCCGGUGGCGGAGGCAGAGAGGAGGAACGUGGUGCUGCGAGCACAGUCCAUGAGGGACAGCAAGAUCACACCGAGGCCGGCGAUUCAGACGUUCGGUUCGAUGCGGCAGACAACACCGGUCAAGAGACCCACCAGCAUUCCCGCGAGCACAAGGCCCACGGCUCCACCACCGGGACCACCAGUCCCAGCAACCACCGACAAGAUCAACGAAAGCGGAAAGAUCCCUGGACUACCUGGAUAUCAGACACCGCAGAUAAAGAACCCGCAGAAGGUCGUGGAGAACGCGUACGACGACUGCAUGAACCUGAUCUCGGACUCGUCGUCGUUGGCAAAGAUAACCGAGGAGUCACCGACCAACGACAAUAUAUACGCGGUCAUCGAGGAGACUCUUCCCGAGAAGAGCAGGAAGAACACGGAACUGGAGAAGCAGCAGACGGAGAACGAGUACAAAUUACCGAAACGCGUCGAUUCCACGGCCGUCAAUUCCGGCGGAUUGGAGUCGAUGGGCCUGCUGUCGGAGAUCGUGUCCGAGAUAUCGAACCGAAACUUCGACUCGAUAUACUCGACGGCCACGUUGUCGAGGAAGGCGCAGGGAAACGAGACCGCGUCGAAGAACACCGCCGAGGAUCCCGGUUACAACGGUUCCCUCGGCACUUACAUGAACUCGAGCCACUACAAGUCGCCAGGUGGUAGCAUUUACUCCAACUCCGCGUCCGGCAAGUUCAACUCGUCGAGUUCGACGACCAGCUCCGGUUACCUGAAUCCAUCCGCGUUGAACGUGCCGCGACAAGAGCCUGAGAAAGUCGCCGACGCGGGCAAGCCUACUAACGACAAGUCGCUGUCUAUUUCCGGUGCAACGAACGCGAAUUUGAACGACGAGAUAUCGAAGGAACUUGGCAUGAAAACCACGACGACGGAGGACGUUGGGCCUCGUAAACCGGUUCUGUCGGUGAAAGUUCGGCCGACUCAGCGGGCCGAAGGGGCGAACGAAGGGAAGGAGCCAGCGAAACCGCCCCUCGGAAGGACGAAGACGCCGCCGAACAUCGCGAGCAAAGCGAAAGACGCGAAUGCCACCAGGCAAGGUUCAGAGUCGACCGCGUCGAGGUCGAAACAGUAUUCUGACAGUAGUUUAAAGAAGCAGGGAUCGAACGCGAGCGUGGAGAACGUGGCCGGGCAGAAUUCGGACGCGAGUAGUGGCAACGACAACCCAGAGAAUCAGAACUCUCACGCGAACGUAAAUAGAUUAUCUCUGAAAACUGUGCCUUGUAGUCCUAAGGAUAACGGGGGGAAGUUCAACAGUCCGGACUUAGUGUCGAGCUGUUCGAAUUCCAAUCAAAUCAGUACAAAGUCGCCGGACGUCGUAGGAAACAACGCGAAGCUGAACCACCAGCCGAGGAACGUUCAAAAGACGCCGACGUUGUCGCGAGGCAGCGCCGCCGCCAAGGCGCCCGCCACCCCGAUAAAACCAACGAGCAUUGCGUCCAAAGGUACUAGUCUCGCGGAGAAGAAGAAGUCACCGACUGGCAACGCGAGCCUGAGCAAGUCGUUGGCCGCGAAGGAGCCCGCUACGAAGCCCUCGCAACCGAAACCAAGCCCCAAGACGGAGACGAAGGAUCCGGGGGCGAAAACGAACACGGUGCAGAGAGCGGCGAGCAGUAAAUCCAACGUGGCCUCCCUUCAACAGAAGUUCGAGGCGAACAAGAACGUCAACGCGCCGAGGACGAUUGCCAGCGUGCAUAAAACGCAGCGUGCAGCCGGCAAAACUGAAACGUCGGCUGUUAAAAAAUAGACGAUCGGGACACUAUUGCGCGACGAUACGUUACCGAGUAAUGAUACUAGCGAAUUGACAAGUCACGCGUGAUAGAUUGGUGUGAGGAUUUUUAACCGCUAACUGAUGAUAAGUAGAUGCAUCACUUCCUUUUUAACCGUGAUUUUUUAUGUAAGUCGAUUUAAAUUUAGAAGAUUCGUUUGGAAAGUUUCAUUCGUUUUUAUUAUCGUUACCAAUUUGUUGUUGAUGCUGUGCAAAGAUAUUUGUUGUUCAGUGUUCAACUGCCCGUGACUUGUGAAAUUUCGCUAAUAGUGUUACCUCGAUUGGGCAAGUAGGUAAAGCCAGCCAGGUGGAAAGAAGUUCAUAGGGUUCUAUUUCAAAUAUUCUAGUCUAUCGAUCAUCCGGAUGGAAACGCGCGAAUCUGCGAGGAAUGCACGAAAUAAUUCUGUUCAAAUAUUUCUACGAUACUGUUUUGUUUAAAAGACCGAAAAUGAGAAGGCGCGAGAUGGAAUUGUAAUAGUACAAUGAUCAACCGUUCGCUCGGGACCGAACGACAGGAGCUGGUUGAUCGAAAGCCACGCAAACUUGUAUUGUACUGUCAGAAUACUGAAAUUAGGUUGUACCGAUUGCGUGCGAGUUACGCGACACAUGAUAUAUAUUAUCGCUGUAAAUAGUAGUUACUUAAAAAUUCUAAUAUUUUUUGUAGAGAUUAUCCAUUAUAUCGUAACGUUCGGAUGUAACGUGAAAACCGAUUAAUCGUCGGGAAUACUUAUCUUAAGAACAUUUUGUAAACGAGAGAGAGAGAGAAAGAAAGAGAGAAAGAGAGAGUAAGCAACAGAAUAAGCAACAAUUAUUUUCAAAAGUUUCGCCCGAUGCCGCAAAAGGAACGCGUAAGAAAUUAUAUAUUGAACUCUGUGAUAUACAAUGUAACGAGAGGUAAUAACAGAAACAUCGUACCGUACACAUUUAUUAUAAGUAGCAGAUUAUAGAUGCGACCAAAUCUAUCAUUUUAUAACAUCGUAUCACGUGAAAAAGAAAAACGAAAAAAAAAAAAAAAAGAGAAACGAAAAACACAUUGUGAAACUUCGAGAGUAUAACAAGUUUUCAAAGAGAGCAAAAAUUAGUUUCGAAAAGGAAAAUCAUAUCGAAGAGAGAUAAAAAAAAAAAGAAAAAAAAAGAGAAAAAAAAAAAGAAAAAGAAAACUCUAUGGAACGGUAGUCCUUUCCAAUGACUAACUAAGCAUAGUCGGUUAAAAAAAGUCCAUUUUUCGUGAAUGCGAUCGUACCUUUGUGAUUCCUCGGCGAAUCAAAAUUUAGACGCGAUUCUAGCUACGCGAGAGCUUAAACGGUAGUGUCUGCUAAGAGUUUUGACGCUAUGUUCGAAAUCGAGGCAGAAUACGAUAAGAAUUAAAAAAAAAAAAAAAAGGAAAAAAAAAAUGGUACGCUAGAGUACAACGGUAGAGAUAUUUUGUUCAACAACAACAACAAUACCACCACCACCGCCGCCACCAUGAUUGUUCUUUUACUUUCGCGCGAAUUCUUUGCAUACGCAGUGAGAUACGAAUAUCGAACAGUUGGGGUUCGAUCGGCUAAUUAUUUAGCAUCGUUAGACACGCAAAGACUAAAAGGAAUAUUUAUUUGACUGAUCGAUGUAAAUAUGUUUAUAAUAUAAUAGAUGUAAGUAACAUUUUGUACAAUGUACCUUCGUGCUCGCUAAGUUGUAAUUCGCGGACUACCUUUAAACGCAUACAUGCGACUUCAGCAUUUAGCUUCUUCACGGUGUCUCGUUCAAUAUGUUGUAAAGCGCAAAAAAAAAAAAAGAAAAAAAAAUACAUUAAAAGGAACAA